Molecule: messenger RNA, 1320 nt
Organism: Porites lobata
Lineage: Eukaryota; Metazoa; Cnidaria; Anthozoa; Scleractinia; Poritidae
Source: the annotation of a GenBank genome assembly
AUGGAUUUACGAACCUUACUUCACAAGCUACACAAAGAAGUAUCCUGUUCCUUGUGUAUGAGCCCGUUUACUGAUCCAAAAAUAUUGCCGUGCUUUCAUACAUUUUGCCUCCAUUGCUUAAAUGAGCGUCAGCAAGCGAGUAGCGGCAUUCAUGGCGGGAUUACAUGCCCAGAAUGUCGCAGGAAGUUUCAAGUUCCUGGGAGCGGUUAUCCUAAGGAGUUGCCUGCCAACUUUCAAAUGAACAGUUUGGCGGACGUCAUCAAGGCCAUUCCAGAAUGUAAAGCCGCAGGAGAGUGUGGAAACUGCGAAAAAAACAGCCACCAAAGUUUCUAUUGCUUUCAAUGUUGCACCUUCUGGUGCAACGAUUGCAUUGCUGCUCAUAACAUUAUCCGAGCGACUAAAGACCACCGUGUGCUUGCGGUUAAGGAUUUUCAAGAUCAUGACAUUGAAGACGUGAAAGAGAAGGCGCUUCAGAAGAGGAACAGAAGAUAUCAACCGGUUUUGUCGUUUGGACAGAAAGGUUCGUCUCCCGGAAUGUUGGAUGAUCCCUGGGGUGUGGCAGUGAAUGAACACAACCAAAUUGCAGUAACUGAUAAUAAUAAUCAUAGGAUUCAGUUAUUUAGUAGUGAUGGAACUUACUUAAAAUGUUUUGGAAAUAAGGGUGUAAAAGAGGGAGAGUUUGACUCUGCCUCUGGUAUAACUUAUUUAAAUAAUGGAAACAUCGUAGUGGCAGACAGUAGUAACAACCGACUGCAAAUAUUCACUGGGCAGGGGGAGUACCUUUCCCAGAUUACUGGUGAGGGAACUGAUCUUGAUCAGAAAUUUGAUUUUCCAUGGGGAGUAAGUGAAGACAGUGAAGGUAACAUUAUUGUUGCUGACUCAAAUAACCACCUAAUCAAGAUCUUCAGUCAACGUGGCCAGUUCCUAAAAAAGUUUGGAAAAGAUUUGUUAGUUGACCCAUGCCACUGUAUUCAGAAGGAUCAAUAUCUAAUAGUAUCAGACUACGGUGAUCACAGUAUUAAAGUUUUUAAUGCAGAAGGUAAUUUUCUUUAUAAAUUUGGAGAGGAAGGGGACGAGAAUGGGGAAUUAUAUGAACCCCGUCACCUGUCAAUUGACAAAAAUGGAAACUUGAUUGUAUGUGACUGUGGAAAUGACCGGGUUCAGAUAUUCAAACUAAGUGGAAUGUUCUUGUCUGAGUUUGGAAAACGCGGCAGCACUGUUGGGGAUUUUAAUGGACCAGCCUCCACUGCAUUUCUUACUGAUGGUAAAAUAGUUGUGUCUGACCAUAGAAACCACCGAAUUCAGAUUUUUGCCGAUUAA